Molecule: messenger RNA, 1894 nt
Organism: Pogona vitticeps (central bearded dragon)
Lineage: Eukaryota; Metazoa; Chordata; Lepidosauria; Squamata; Agamidae
Gene: SLC13A5
Product: solute carrier family 13 member 5
Biological process (GO): succinate transport; oxaloacetate transport; fumarate transport
Cellular component (GO): plasma membrane
Molecular function (GO): sodium:dicarboxylate symporter activity; citrate transmembrane transporter activity; succinate transmembrane transporter activity
Source: RefSeq, a predicted model, not a curated record
CACAUUCAACUAGGUGGGGAAUAAAUCGAGGCUUUAUGGGGAGCGGCACUGGGAAAAGAAUCUCAAUCCCCAGGCAUGCAAAUAAAAUGUGGUUUUUUUCGAGGAGAGGAGGAGGAAGUGGCCGGUAACUGACAGGACAGGUUUCUUGCAGCUGUUUGGAGAUUCUGAAGGAAGCCCGAUGCGGCUACGUGAUCCUCCUGAUGGCGAUCUACUGGUGCACGGAGGUGAUCCCUUUGGCCAUCACCGCUCUCCUGCCCGUGAUCUUGUUCCCCAUGUUUGGCAUCCUGGAGUCCAAAAAGGUGUGUAUGCAGUACCUGAAGGACACCAACAUGCUGUUUGUCGGGGGGCUGAUCAUGGCUGUGGCUGUCGAGCACUGGAACCUGCAUAAGCGGAUUGCCCUGAGGGUGCUGCUGAUCGUCGGCGUGAAGCCUGCACUCCUGAUGCUGGGCUUCAUGGGGGUCACGGCGUUCCUGUCCAUGUGGAUCAGCAAUACAGCCACCACCGCCAUGAUGGUCCCCAUCGUCCAGGCCGUCCUCGACCAGAUGAACAGCUCGGAGCAGGACCUGCCCGUCAGUCACAUCCACGGCAGUGUUGGGAUUGAGAUGGAAGGAAAGGCAGGCAACGGCUACCUCCCCGAGGAGGCGAUCAAAGAGCCGGACCGGGAAGUGGCCAGGAGGCGCAUCAACAAGGGGAUGACCCUCUGCGUGUGUUACGCCGCCAGCAUCGGCGGAACAGCCACCCUGACCGGGACGGGGCCGAACCUCGUUCUGAAAGGCCAGAUAAACCAGUUGUUCCCAGAGAACGGCGACAUCCUGAAUUUCGCCUCGUGGUUCGGCUUUGCCUUCCCCAACAUGCUCCUGAUGCUGGCGCUGGCUUGGUUCUGGCUCCAGUUUUCCUUCAUGGGCUUCAACUUCCGGCAGACGUGGGGCUGUGGGACCCAAAGGACGGAGAAGGAGAAAGCCGCCCUCAACGUGCUGAAGGAGGAGCACAGAAAGCUGGGUCCGGUCUCCUUCGCCGAGUUCAGCGUGCUGAUGGUUUUCACCUUGUUAAUCCUGCUCUGGUUCACCCGAGACCCCGGCUUCAUCCCCGGAUGGGCCACCGUCCUCUUCAACCACGACAAAGAGUACGUGACCGACGCCACGGUCGCCAUCUUCGUUGCCCUCCUGCUCUUUGUUGUCCCGGCCACCCGGCCCCGGUGUGGCUUCUGCAGCCAGAGCGGCAUGGAUCCCGAAGAGGCGGAGGAAGCGCUGAAGGAGCCCUUCUUCCCAGCCCCACUGCUGGACUGGAAAGUGGUCCAGAGGAAGCUGCCUUGGAGCAUCGUGCUGCUGCUGGGGGGCGGCUUUGCCUUGGCCUACGGGAGCGAGGCCUCGGGGCUCUCCAAGUGGCUGGGGGACCAGAUGACGCCCCUGCACCACGUACCCCCCUGGGCCAUCGGCAUCAUCCUCUCCCUCGUCAUCGCCGUCUUCACCGAGUGCACCAGCAACGUGGCCACCGCCACCCUUUUCCUGCCCGUCUUUGCAUCACUGUCGCAGUCCAUCGAGGUCAACCCGCUCUAUAUCAUGAUCCCCUGCACCCUCAGCGCCUCCUUUGCCUUCAUGCUCCCCGUGGCGACGCCUCCCAACGCCAUUGUCUUCUCCUACGGCCACCUCCACGUUUCGGACAUGGCGCGGACAGGGGUAGUGAUGAACCUCAUUGGCGUGCUGUGCAUCACCCUGGCCAUCAACAGCUGGGGCCGGCCCAUGUUCCACUUGGACACCUUCCCCCCCUGGGCGAACGCCACCCUCGGGAAGUGAUGCCUGAGGCCAGAGCAUCGAGUCUGGAGAAACGUGGGCUGCUUCGUCCCGCUCGUGGCCCCUGCCUCCCUCCCCCCUCAGUUUUCCUCAGGCCUCCAGGA